This is a messenger RNA of Lachancea mirantina, 2547 nucleotides long. NCBI's taxonomy places the organism in Eukaryota, Fungi, Ascomycota, Saccharomycetes, Saccharomycetales, Saccharomycetaceae. The record is from the annotation of a GenBank genome assembly.
AUGCUGAAAAACACUGUGAGCUUUGCUAGGAAGCCUUUUUACGCAUGUUCGAAGCGUCACAUAUUGAUACCAUCGAGUAAAACUAGGAAACGGCAACGACAGACGCAUUAUCAUAACAAGAUAAACGAGGAAUUGAAUUUGGAGAAAGGGUUAGACUGGAACAACGUGCGUGAGGUUAGCUUCAAAUUAAAACAACUCAAAGAGUUUACCAAAAAUUUGGCUCAGCAAGUGAGAAAUGCAGAUGAUUUGAUGAAGAAGCAAACCGUGGAACAAGAAGUUGUAGGCCCAAAGAAGGUGAUAGAUCAUGAAAUUAGGCCAGCUCUUGAAAGCCCUCGUCAAGCUGGAGGCAGCGAACUAUCAUCUCUAAUUCUGAAUGCUUCCGAACAAGCUAAGAAAUUUCUACCUGAUGUGCUAUUGAAGCGUAUUUGUGACGACCAGCUGGUACUCAAAUCACUUUUAGAUCGGCGGAACCGAAAUUGGAACCCUAUUCUUUCGCGUAUUUACGGAAAUAAAGAAUGGCUGAACGGUGUGAGCCAGAAAGUGCUUAAAACAUCAUUAUUACCUUCUUUGAAAGGAUUGAAUUUGACCAACAUUAAAAGACUUGAUGAAAUGCUAAUGGCCAACAUUGAAAACGAUAUAACACGGUUCAGUCUUGCAAUGUACGAAUGCCUAUUUUUGAACCUCUCCAAUCUUAAAGUUGGCGGAAUUGAAGUGUUCGAAAUGAUGGACAUGUUGCUGAAAAGGCAUGGAGAUGCGAUAUCUCAAAUGGACUCUGACGGCCUCCAGAAAAAGUCCGAAAUGAGCCAAUUUGUCAUGAACUGCUGCAUAAAAGUCGCCUCGAAAGCUAUGAAUUUCGAGAAAAUGGACCAAUAUUUGACAUUAUUUGGUCAGAAAUACGGUCUCAUACCCAAUCGUGAGAACUACACCGCGAUAAUACAAUUCUACACAAAGUUAAAUGUCCCAAGUCGAGCAUGGGAUCUGUUCUCGACCAUGAAAUUCCUGUCCACGCAACAUAAACCUGAUAUUACGACGUACAACGCCAUGCUCAAUUUGUGCGGUAAAGAGCGGGACUACGCCAAAACAAUUGACCUGCAUCAGGAGAUGCUAGAUCAAGGAAUAAAACCGAAUACGCAAACUCUAAAUCUAAUGGCAAGGUCGCUGGCCAUGGCUAGUGCCGACCCAAUCACGAGCGAGGGCAAAAGCGAAUCCCUGAGGCUUUUGGGCUGGAAAUAUAUACAUGAGGUGGAACUUGACCUCGAGUCGAAUUACGGUCAGAACGCUAGGCCUGAAGCAGAGGAAACAUUGAUUUCGAUGAUGGCAUUGUCUGCUUACGAUGGAGACGUAGCCAUGGCGAGGGCUCUGUACUUUAGGCUUGUCACAGCGAAGUUCAAGCAGGCUGUGAACAGAUGGCAGGCGAAAAAUGCCCAUUCCUCAGAGUUAAAUUACAAGAGCAUAUGGCAGAAAGCGUUGAAUCCCAUUGCUUUCAAUUAUUUGCUGUUAUCAUAUGCAAAUUAUUCUCGAGAUAAAUUGCCCUUAUUGUUAGGAUAUGACCAAGGUGCAAUUCUAAGGAGAAACGUUCUCAACAGCGUAGACUACGUUAGUCGUUCUGAGGCCAAUGACUUAGAAGCAGCGACACUUCCAUUACUACCCACAAAGGAUUUGAACAAUGCAUGGCAAAUAAUGUCUGAAUCAAGAGCAUUGUGGCAUUUCAAUCUUGAAUACGGAGGUCAAACAAAUAUCACAGAAAGGCCUCCAAAUUGUACCAAAGACUGGAUUGACACUUGCAAGAACACGAUUAAAACUAAAGAGGAGCUUUUGUUAGAAAUCGCAUUCCAGAUUGCGAACUGGAGGAGUGCCUAUAUGAAUGACCAAAUUUUAAACUCUAAACUUCUUACGUCCUUCUUGACCAUUCCGUUGAAACUGGGCGACAAAAAAGAGUUUGAACUAAGGCUUUCAGAGUUUAGCUACGAGCAACAGGAUCUCGAAGCACUUGUCAAUCGUUUGUUUGGGCUUGACCAAAACGCUUUGACAGACGAAAAUAUAUCUUCGGACCUGGUGUGCGAUGGAGACAGCUCUGAAAUAUCCGCGAAAGACCUAGACUAUUUUGGCUCUUUUAAACACAAGCUGAUAAGAACUUCAAAUAUUUAUGAGCUUGUCAUGAGAGCAGCACUGAAGUUCAACGAUAUGGACUUAGCGACACAGGCGUGGGAUGCACGGGGGAAGUUCCGGAAAACCAACCUUUUCACCAAUCAAAGUGCUGCUCUGAAACAAGGUCAGGACAAAGUUUUCGCAGAGCUGACAGUUCAUUUUUUUACUCAGAGGGAACUACUCACGGAUGCAAUGGGUAUAAUCAUGGCGUCUCAAAAAUAUCUUGAUUGGAAGUAUCCUGCGAUUCGGGGUUUGCACCAGAAGUUGAAAGCCAUUGAGGACACAAAGAGCGAGGCGAUUCUGUUGGACAUAGUGAAUAAGAAAACCACUAGUAAGAGUGAAAUCGAUUUUGCUUUAGGUGGGAAAUUUUGUAAACAGCCAUCGUCCAGGGCUGCUUAA